AUGUCGAUGGCUCAGCAAGCAGCGAUGGCAGCAGUGACACCUUCUGUUCACAUUGACAGAGUGGUUCACUCAGUCACGGAUGCCACGAAACGACUUUCGCAGAUCUCAAGUAGCACUACAAACACCACAACACAGUCUUCAAAACGGCGUUCAAGAGACACAAUCGGCCCGUGGAAGCUGGGAAAGACGCUUGGGAAAGGGUCUAGUGGACGGGUGCGGCUGGCAAAGAACGUAGAGACCGGGAAACUCGCAGCCGUGAAAAUCGUGCCAAAGGCUCGAUCGUCCAGACAGGGCGCGUCGUCACCGUACGGGAUUGAGCGUGAGAUCAUCAUCAUGAAGCUGAUCUCGCAUCCAAACGUCAUGGGGCUGUACGAAGUGUGGGAAAACAAAUUCGAGCUGUUUCUGGUGUUGGAAUACGUGGAUGGAGGCGAGCUGUUCGACUACCUGGUGUCGCGUGGACGCCUGCCCGAGAAAGAAGCUAUCCACUACUUCCGACAGAUUGUGGAGGGGACUGCGUACUGUCAUGGCUUCAACAUCUGCCAUCGCGACUUGAAGCCCGAGAAUUUGUUGCUCGACAAGAAAAACAAACGGAUCAAGAUCGCAGAUUUCGGAAUGGCCGCUUUGCAACCGUCCAACAAGCUUCUGGAAACGUCGUGUGGAUCGCCCCACUACGCGUCGCCCGAGAUUGUAAUAGGCAAAUCGUACGACGGAGGUCCCAGUGACGUGUGGUCGUGCGGUAUCAUCCUUUUUGCGUUGUUGACGGGCCAUUUACCAUUUAAUGACGAUAAUAUCAAGCGGCUGUUGUUGAAAGUCCAGUCUGGCAAGUUCCAAAUGCCACAAGGUAUAUCCAGUGAGGCCAAGGACCUUCUCUCAAGAAUUCUAGUUGUAGAUCCGGCCAAAAGACUGACCAUCAAUGAAAUUUUAUUCCAUCCUUUACUCGCAAAAUAUAGCAACAAGCGCAGCAAGUCUAAUUCAGAUCUCCAUGUCCUGGAACGGUCCUUACCAUGUGCCGUGAUUUUAGACAGCGAAAAAGACGUGGAUCCAACUAUUCUACAGAAUUUGCAAAUCCUAUGGCAUAGCGCUCCAAAACCACUCAUUUUGAAGAGAUUGAUGGACCCCAAUCCAAAUGAGGAAAAGACAUUUUAUGCUCUUCUGUUGGCGUACCAACAGCGACAAUCCAAGCAGCAGCACAAACAUCCUACGAUCAGCGCGCCAAAGAUCUUGCAAAAAUCUCAAUUUAGUGUUCCCUCUAUAAAGUCGCAAACGUCGCCCCGAAAGGAACACGUUGCUUCUUCUUCGCGUGUGUUUAAAUCCAGUUCCAAGAAAAAGCUCCAAACUUCGGCUUCCAAAAGAUCUCUACAUCACUCCGCGUCAAAAAAAUCGCUGGUCUCGGUCUCGGUCUCGGCGUCAGCGUCACGUAAGUCGCUGAAAAGCUCUCCAGUGAAAACUCCCGCGCCACCUCUUCCAUCGAAACAGUCUCUCUACUCAUUGAACUCGAUCUCAAAGCGCUCAGUAAACCUGAAAGAACACCUAAACCACAAUGAUGUCCCACCAUUGCCAAUCCAGUCCGAGUUCGAAACUCUUUGCGAAGAGAUUUUGUUCGGAAGUGGCAUCGACGAAACUGUACAGGAGGAAGAGACCAAUGCCACAUCAACCAUCACACGCACGAACUCUACAGAGGUUGAUGCAAGCCGAGAGUUGACGCAAGCUGAUACUCCAAAAAAGGUUGAACGGGAGAAAUCUCCAUCGCAGGACGAACAGAGACCCGAAAAGAAAGCAUCGCCGUCGAUGACUAGACUAAAGACCACACCUUCCAGCCGUAACCUUAGAAUUACGUCUGCACCCUCAGGUCAGCAAGCAAACGGAUUUUCGCUCGAUCCUCGCAGAAACGUUUCGCAACCAAACUCUAUUGAGAUGUUGCUCAAUAAAUACAGUUUGCGCGCUCACCUCAAGUCCAAGUCCAAUUUGAAAACUUUGAGAAAUAGUGGCAAUUGGCAACACGCGGAACUUGGCCUUCUUGAGGCUUCAAAACCAAUUGAAUUGACUGAUCUAGAAAUCGAGCACACCAGAUCUUCAAACAGAUCGCAACCAGGUGAUACUUCAGUCUUUUCAGCUCAAUCGAGCACUUCGAGAAGGGAGCGAAAAGAAGAUCGCAUGUUUGACAAUACUUAUCAGGCUCAAACCCAAGCGAGUGUUACAAAGAACUCAGCCAUGUCUCCCUCUAUCAGUAUUAACAGCUCUGUGACCUUAAAAAACCUCAAGCAGUUUUUGCCAGAGAAUGAGAACUCCGCAGAAAGGGCGCCUUCCGUUGUGCACCAUCCUAUGCGCUACUCGGUGAAAACAGUAAAGGCUGGCAUCUCGGCUAGACCCCCGUGCAAAAGUUGUGCGCCAGCUACAAAUAUAGCUGGGCAGGGAGUAUCCCGCAAGGUAAGUAAGGCCAGUAAUUUCGAUGGCCCAUCUGACCUGCUUUCCGAUAUGUCAUUUGCGUUAGACAUUCCAUUAGAUACCUUCACCGCGCAGGCUUUUCACAUUUCCCGUGAUUGUCUUCCAGAGCAGAACCAAAACGGUAGAAGACCUGUUUUGCGCAAAGAAGACCCAGUGGAAGACGAUAUUAACAUUUUCGAGGAUGCUCCUUGUGAUACUGCCUCCGUUGCGACAAGUUCGUCAGGGCUGGACUCCCAACCACAUGUCCAUAGGAAGGCCACUUCUAUUGAUACCUUAAACGCAGCAAGUGUGUUAGCUCCAAACGCUGACGUACGGGUCUCGAUGUACACCAACAACAUGCCAUCUUCGGCGAAGCUACCAAGGGAAACCACCGAGGAGAUCAUAUCCAAAUUCAAACUUUCACCACAAAAAGGUGAGGUGGCACCACAAAAGAGGCUUUCCUAUCAGAGAGCCCGCAACUCAAUUUCUCAAAGUGUUAUGUCAAUGUUCAAAGAUCUUGAUGGUGAAAACGAUGGUGAGUUUGAUAAACAAAAUUUUGCUGACUUUGAUGGCAUCCGCAACCUGAAUGAAUUACCAAGAGAUGCAUCUGGGAGUUUGAACGAUGCAGUUCUAGAAAAGGAGUCCGCAACAAAAAAGAGAGUAACAAUGCUUUUUGAUGAUGAAGCUGGCAAUGUUUUCAAGUCUUCUCCUUCGAGACCGCUGCGGAACGAACAUUUUGCUGCGGAACCCGUUCAUAAACUUCCUUCUUCUUCGGGAGCUCCUGUUACGUUCGGUAAUAAUAAAUUGGAUCCAGUGACGGAGAAUGAGACACCCAAUUCACCUCGCAAAGUUGAACAGUGUUUGAGACCCGCACCACCUCCACCUGUCAAACAAACAUGGUUCAAGAAACUCUUCCGUUCUUUUACAUCAAAGUCUAGUAAAGAAGAGCUCAUCAGAGACCAUUCAACAGUACUGGAGUUCGAAGAAGUGCUUAUUGUCAUGCUUAAAGAAUUUGCUAACAAUUCAAUUGAUUACACAUUGAAACGUCUCGAUAAAAGUAAAAAUACCAGACGUGCUGAGUACAGCUGCUGGUUUCAAAAGGGCCGAUUCCGUUUCAAGAUUCGUAUUGAUGGAAAGGAAGUCGGUACCAACAUUCAUAUCAAGAAGAAGGGCCAACAGGACCAAAUUACUUUUGAAAAGUUCAACAAUGAUAUAUCAAAGGUCCUUCAAUCAGCAGAACAAAAAUAA
This is a messenger RNA of Lachancea meyersii CBS 8951, 3672 nucleotides long. The record is from the annotation of a GenBank genome assembly. NCBI's taxonomy places the organism in Eukaryota, Fungi, Ascomycota, Saccharomycetes, Saccharomycetales, Saccharomycetaceae.